UAGAGCAGAGAUAAUCUCAGCAGCAGCCUGUGCGUUGUUUUUGUAUUUCUUCAUUUGGAAAUCAUUGAAAGAAGGAACACCAAAACCCCUGCAAAAGAAUCCAACGCCUUUGGACAUGGCAGUCCUAAGCCAUCCACAGCCAAAUCAUAUCAGAUUCUUCCCCUUCUUAAACUUCAUCUGAUCUUCAUCCCACUCUAAAUUUCUUGAUCCUCUGCUGAUGGAGCUGAGUAGAAACACACUCACUGAGACCAAAACCGCUCAUAAAUCCUUCUCGUUCUUGUUCUUGUUCUUGAUACUGAUAUCAUUCUCCUGCAGCAUGAUAUCUAGUGCAGGUCCAGAUAAUAGGUGCUGUUCAUCUGCUAAAGCUGGCCAUACAAAUCUCCAGCCCAUCACUAGUAGUGCAACAUGGAAGCUGCCAGCCGACGGAAGAAGGGUGGCGCAGCCCAAUGCGGCGGAGGUGGUAGUAGGAGAUCAUGAAGAUCAAGAGUUGAGGACGUUGGCAAGAAGAGAAUUGGGUGGGCCUGGAUCGUCGCCGCCACGGUGCGCAUCAAUGUGUGGGAAGUGCACGCCGUGCACGGCGGUUCAUGUCCCCGUGCCGCCGGGAACUCCAGUGACGGCUGAGUAUUACCCGGAAGCUUGGAGGUGCAAAUGUGGGAACAAGCUUUACAUGCCCUGAUCGGAAAAUGCAUGCGCCGGUCACGUUCCAGCCGGCAGCCGCCUUUCUGUUGCUCGCCGUCGUUUACUUAUGUUAGCGUAUUAUUCAUCCGCCGAUGAACCGGCGUGAAAAACCAUGAAUUUCCCUAUGCUAAUAUAUGAUGAAAUAUGUAAUAUAUGUGUGUGUUUACUUAAUUAAUAAAUUAAAUUGCAAAUUAUAAAU
This is a messenger RNA of Cucurbita maxima (winter squash), 877 nucleotides long. Its product is annotated as EPIDERMAL PATTERNING FACTOR-like protein 4. NCBI's taxonomy places the organism in Eukaryota, Viridiplantae, Streptophyta, Magnoliopsida, Cucurbitales, Cucurbitaceae. Gene Ontology annotation, biological process: guard cell differentiation; stomatal complex development. The transcript has 3 exons. The record is from RefSeq and is a predicted model, not a curated record. The coding region runs from base 218 to 676 and encodes 152 amino acids.